AUGCCGAAUAAGGGAAAUAAAACAGCAGAAGCCAAUCAACCUUCGAAAGACAACUUAAGAUGGUCUGAUGAUAUGGAUGAAGUUUUGCUAAAUGCAUUAGCAGAGGAAGCAUCGAAAGGUAAUAGGCAUGAUGGCUCGUGGACAACUGAAACAUAUGCCAAUGUUGUGAAGACUUUGAGCAUAGCAAUAGGCCCUCACAUAACAAAGAAUCACAUAAAGAAUAGAAUGAAGACAUUGAAAAAUCAUUUUGCUGAGGCAUAUGACUUAUUUCAUCACUUAAGUGGAUUUGCAUGGAAUCCUGUAACUAGAAAGUUUGAAGUUGAAGAGGAAGUAUGGCAAGACUUCAUUAAGGUAUCUUAA
Messenger RNA from Arachis ipaensis, 360 nucleotides. RefSeq lists its product as uncharacterized. Lineage: Eukaryota; Viridiplantae; Streptophyta; Magnoliopsida; Fabales; Fabaceae. The record is from RefSeq and is a predicted model, not a curated record.